Molecule: messenger RNA, 6506 nt
Organism: Sphaerodactylus townsendi
Lineage: Eukaryota; Metazoa; Chordata; Lepidosauria; Squamata; Sphaerodactylidae
Gene: GALNT5
Product: polypeptide N-acetylgalactosaminyltransferase 5
Exons: 10
Coding region: 575-3349 (924 amino acids)
Cellular component (GO): Golgi apparatus
Source: RefSeq, a predicted model, not a curated record
CGAACCAGAAACGCGACUUUCUUCUCUUCUCCGGGACAAAAAGUCCUGAAAAGAAAACGACCCUGGGAAGGUGCAGGAGUCGCGCUCCUUGAAACUGGCUGGCCUGAAAUUGUUUUCUACAUGAGGAGGACGGUGUUGGGUUACAGGGAAGGAAUCAGAUCGGGGAGGAGGGGGGGGGGGACUUCUCCAGCUGGUCCACAACCUCCCUCUCUCCUCCCCAUCGGGGCAGCCACGUGGAUAAUGGAGAAGCAAGGCGCCGAGUGAAGGCGAGGGGCAGAACAUGCGCCUUCCCAGGCUCCCCCGGCCGGCGCUGCGCGGGGAUUCUCCCUCUGCCCCGUCCUGCCAUGCUGCUGGAUCGCCCAGGCGAAGCCGACGGGAGGUGGGUGCCUGGCGGUGAAUGCCACGCAAGCAAGGAGCAGCAGGGCGCGCGGGGCGCUCCUCCAGCAAGAUGCCCAAGACCGCCCGGGCCCGGGGGCUGCAUGCGCGCCGCGGCCUGGUUAGGUAAGGGGGCCCGGGGAAGGGGCAGGCGGAGCGGCUCCGGCUUGGGCAGGGAAGGCGCCCAACUUUCCCCGCGAUGCACAAACUCCGGAAGCUUUUCCGCGGCAGUGGGCGAGCCUUGGCGCUGAUCUUCGCCGCCUCGGUCCUCUGGCUGCUCUUUGACAUGGCAGCCCUCAGGUUUUCCUUCAGCGAGGUCAACACCAGGGUCCUGAAGGAGGAGGUCGGCAGGGAGAGAGGCAGAGUGGGGCGAAACCCGGGCUACAGCCCUGGUGGGGCCCGGGAGGCACCCAAACUUUCCCCCAGAGGACUGGGAAGGGAUCCAACGGAUGAGAGGCUGGAUGCUGGCGGGGCUGAACUAGACGGAGGACAGGAAAGGCAAGGAAAAGAUAAGCAGAGGAGGGCCUGGGACCCCUCUGACUCCACACCGGAGAAAACGAUUGUUCUGCACAGGAUGAUCCCGCUGAAACUCUGGAGCCUGCCGCCUUCUGCUCCCAGGGAAGAGAAAGUGAGGGGGGCUCUUGAAAAGGAAGGAAACUCCACUGGCCUCCUCGGCUCAAAGCAAACUCUUGCAUGGGGGCUGCAGCAGACCCAGUUAGCAGCUGCUGGGGGCCACUCGCUUGUCCCGUCAACGCACAGUGCAGCUACUGUCGGCAACCAAGCAACUCAGCAAGCACACAGACAGUUAACUGAGGAGUUGAGGGAAAGAAAGGAGGUUUUAUUAAAAGUCGGAUUGGGGGAUAAAGGAUCUUUGGCUGGGCUGAAGCAGGAGUUGCCAACUGGAGUCCAAUCUCAGGCCAGGCACCCGAUACUGAAAAUGCCGGUUAAUGAGACCGGGGUGAAAGAAAAAAUCAGAAACAUUCACAACAUGACAAAGAGCUUGGAUUUACCUGUCAGAAAGCCGGCUGCUGUGGAAGCUAAGGAGAAACAGGCAGCGCCAGCAAACAUAACAGGCCCCGGGCAACAACCCAAAGAUGAUGUGAAAAGGCAACUUCCUUCUUUGGAAGACCAAGUGGUCUUUAUCAGCAAGGAAAGAGCACGGACUCCCUCACAGCAGACCCUCCAAGCAGAUGCCAAAAUAAACAUUACAAACAGACCAAUAGAGAAGAAUGCACCAGGCAAAAUGCCUCUGAAGAAGAGUAACGUCACCAAGGCGGCCACUUCUAGAAAAACCAUUCUGGUUGGUACCACGGUGCUUGGGAAAGUACACAAGGUCGAUGUAGCUGAUAAGGACCAAUUACCAAAAAUCAAUCCAAAUGACAGUGUGAUCCCUUUAUCAGGAAGUCCCCGAAUGCACAAAGUGUUAACCAUUGAUAGAACUAUUGCUCCAAGGGACCCCAAAGCAGUGGGGCAAUUUGGACGCCCUGCUGUGGUCCCAAAUGAAAAGCAAGAAGAAGCAAAGAAAAGAUGGAACGAAGGGAAUUUUAAUGUCUAUCUCAGUGACUUAAUCCCAGUGGACCGAGCCAUUGAGGACACAAGACCUGCUGGAUGUUCAGAUCUUCUCGUUCACAAUGACCUUCCCACCACCAGCAUCAUUAUAUGUUUUGUGGAUGAAGUGUGGUCCACUCUCCUGCGUUCUGUUCACAGCGUCCUCAACCGGUCCCCUCCUCAGUUUAUUAAAGAGAUUAUUUUGGUGGAUGACUUCAGCACAAAAGCUUACCUCAAGGAUAAGUUAGACCAGUACAUGUCGAAGUUUCCCAAAGUUCGUGUCCUUCAUCUCAAAGAAAGGCAUGGUUUAAUACGAGCUAGGCUGGCUGGAGCGGAGAUUGCUAAAGGUGAUGUCCUGACAUUCUUAGAUUCUCACGUAGAAUGCAACGUAGGGUGGCUGGAGCCACUGCUGGACAGGAUCUAUUUAAACAGGAAGAAAGUUGCUUGUCCUGUUAUUGAAGUCAUCAGUGACAAAGACAUGAGCUAUAUGACUGUGGAUAGUUUUCAACGGGGCAUUUUUACAUGGCCAAUGAAUUUUGGGUGGAAGCCAAUCCCUCCAGAUGUAAUUGAGAAAAACAAGAUUAAGGACACUGAUAUAAUUCGGUGUCCUGUAAUGGCAGGUGGGUUAUUUUCCAUUGAUAAGAAAUAUUUCUUUGAACUUGGAACCUAUGAUCCUGGCCUGGAUGUUUGGGGAGGUGAAAACAUGGAGAUUUCAUUCAAGGUUUGGAUGUGUGGAGGUGAAAUUGAAAUUAUCCCGUGUUCCAGAGUCGGCCAUAUCUUCAGGAACGACAACCCCUACUCCUUCCCCAAGGACCGCAUUAGCACUGUGGAACGGAAUUUAGCUCGAGUCGCUGAGGUUUGGAUGGAUGAGUAUAAAGAUCUCUUCUAUGGGCAUGGGUACCACCUCAUCCAGAAAAAACUGGACGUCGGGAACUUGACUCAGCAGGUAGAGCUGAGGAAGCGGCUUCAGUGCAAAAGCUUCAAGUGGUACCUGGAAAAUGUCUACCCUGACAUAGAGGCGCCUCUUCUUAAAGCCAGUGGCCUGAUUGUUAACACAGCAUUGGCAAAGUGCAUCACUGUGCGCGAAUCUACUCUGGCCCUUGAAACCUGUGAUGUCAAUAAUGAGAACCAGAAAUUUAACUACACUUGGUUGAGACUAAUUCAGCAAGGAGGCCUCUGCGUGGCACUGACUGAUGCUAAAGGGACUCUGGGCCUGCACCCUUGUGAUAAAAGAAACAAUAGUCUGAAAUGGCUACAUAAAUCACUGGUUGCUUUUCAUCAACUCAUGGAUCACAUUGUUCUAGAACACCUUCCACGGGCCACAUGCUUAGAAGCGGAUCAGUCUCGGAAAACCCUAAGGGUAAACAGUUGUUCUGCCUCCAAUCCUUAUCAGAAGUGGCAGUUCAGAAAUUAUUAUGCUGACUGAAAAGAAAAAUGAGGAAAUCAGACAUGGGAGCCAGUGAAUUCAAUAAUGACAGCUGUGAAACUUCUGAUGGAAAGUAAACGGCUAGCUCAGUUCUUAGCCACAACUGAACCCCACCCCUUUCGAAGAAGCAAAUGGAAAGGUCAGAAGAAAGAGCUGGUUUAACGUGACCUAAUGCAAACGAGACUUGUUGUCUUGAGGUUUACUUGGCGGAAACAAAUUUUUCUGUAGUCAUUUCUUCCUAGAUCGAUGCCAGCAUUCCUUUUAGAGUAUACAGCGGACAGAACUUGUCACAUCUUCUUUUUUCUUUUCUUUUUAAAAAAGGAAACAUUUAGGAGCUUUCAACCUUUUAAGGUUUCUCUUAUUUUCAAAACUUUAUUAGCACCCUAGUAUACUUACAUAUCUGAAAAUAUCUGAAAACAUUGGCCCAAGUAUGUUGCCUGAGCAUAGGUCAAACCGGAUUGGCCAUGGCAGCCAGGGGAGCACCUACUUCAAAGUCAUGGAGGAGCUUGACCAAACCAUGGUGGGGUGGGGGGGACAGAAACUUUGAAAACAACUGGCAAGAAAAUCACAGACUCUUCCAAGAAUCAAAGAGAAGUGCAAGGAAAAUUGGAAGGCAAAACAUCUGGAUUGGAAAAGUCAAAAGUACUAUCUCUAUUGAACACAACUCUGAAAUUAGAAGAACAAGUUUAUCCUGCUUUUCUGAAUUUAGGUGGGGAAAGUGGUGUAUUAUAAUGAAUGAAUCAGGGAUAAUUUCAGGUUGGGGAUUGGCAGACUCCUCUGUUGCCCAUCACCAGCCCCCCUCCUGUGCCUCCCUUUCUACCUCCUCCUAGCCCCCUCAAUCCCCCUAUGUCUCCUAAAAAGUGGUUCACCCCACCGCAUAUGUCCUAGGAAGCUUUCACAAACUCCUACAAGAUUCUUUAGUCUUGUAAUAGUUCAGUCGCAUGUUCCUACAUGGAGUGGAGUUGGUAUUUUCAAGGCAGUUUAAGGUCCUUGUUUUGCUGUGCCAAAGCAGGUUGACAUGUGGGCUGGGAGCACAUUCUGUCAGCUGCGUCUUAUUCACCAAGUCUCGUUACUAGACUCAGCUACCUCCUCCCCUGCAUCUCUGCCCUUUCCCCAUGCUCAAGCCUCCUGUGGCCUGCACCCUACAGUGGGUGUAGCUGGAAGUGCUGCAGCCACGGCCACCAGGAGUGUUACCACUGUGCACCACCCACGUGGCCUUCCCCAACAAUAUUAAUUUAUUUAUUUAUUAAAACGUGGGAAACAACAUUAAAAUUGAUUGAAAACAACAUUAAAUAGAAUGAUUGAAAACAGCAUUAAAAUGAUGGAAACAAGAGUGAACUUUGGGAACAAGAGUGGCUUACAAAGGAAUGGCUUGUGUGCAAGUGGAAAGGAAGUGUGCAGGUGGAGGGGAAGCCAUCAGCAGUGGGCCCAUCAAAAGCCCUGCGCAGCUGCCCAGCCUCAGGGUACGCUGAUGCUGGCCCUGGAAUGAAUGUAUUCAUUGCAGAACAUGGGACAGGAAUGCAGGCGAUCUCAUAAUUCCAUUCCCAAGCUCAAGUUUCUACAUUUCAGGCACUUUCACCCAUGCUGAAUAAUACACUUCCAAUGCACUUUAAUGAUCAUUUGAAAGUGGAUGUUGCCAUUUCACUCAGUGAAAAUCCAGGUAAAAGUGCAUUGGAAGUGGAUUGAAAGUGCACUAUUCAGCAUAUGUGAAAGUGCCCUAAGAAACUAGCAAUACCUGAACGGUAGAACUUCUGUAAUGAUCAUACCAGUGGCUAUAACAGAAUCCUGUUCAGGCUUUCAGUGUGGGUAACUUGGGGGUCUCGAUAAUAACCUAAGAGUUCAGAAACAAUAACCAUUUCACUGGGCUGAACUGCUUUCUGCAGUAAAGAAUCACACGCUUCCUAAAGCCCACCAUAGAACUUGCUAUACAGUGGAAAGCCAAUGGUAGCUUUUAGGCCACUGAACCAAGCGUGGGCAUGUUUCUGCAGUUGCUUGGCAACAGAGGGAUGUGCUUAAGAGCACUAAUACUCAUAACUGUAUGGUUAUAGACAGCUGCCUCCCCAGAGGGUUAGUCACUCCCCACGUAAGUUUUAAUGCCACCUCUGUGCGGCACACAAGUGUAGAUCACACCCUUUACCCUAGAAAAAAUAUAAAGGCUUACUGCAAAAUUCUGCAAUGUGGAGCCACUCCAGAGUGUGAGACAUCGGCAGACUGUCCACUGCCCAUCUGGGACAUCUGCUGCUAGGUUUUAUUAGCUCAGACUGCAGCUUGGAGGGUCAAAUUUUAGCAUGUGCUCUUUCAAAAUUGGAGACGGUUCAUUCCUUAGCAGCAUAUCUGUCUCUUGCAGGAUGCAGAAAAAAGUAAAUCAUAAAAAGCUCUUAAAGCUACUUCUCUUAAAGCUACUGUUUGACAAUUUCAUUGCAGACAGCCGAGCCUGGAAACCUCGUUUGAAUCUGGCUUCCUCUGCCCUGAUUACUGAUAUAUUCUUCUCCUUUUCCUUAACCAGACUUGGGAAUCAUUGCUCCCAGCACAUUCAGCCCAAACAUUGCUGUGAGAAGACUAGACCGAUACAUUCUCCUUGACAGCGUAAUUCUGUUUGUGAAAACUUUUGUUGGUUUGUUUUUUAAAUGAGGUCUCAUUCUUUUUCCUACCUGCAUUCUGAAGUGCCACUGAUUAAUUCUGUGGAGUGGUUGACACAACACUUAUUUGUUGGUCGAGAAGGCAGUGUACAUUAAAUGCGUCUGGUCAUUUUGCAGGGUCCAUUCCAUAGUUAGCAUCCUCAACCUUGUAAACUCAAAGCUGUCCUCACUAAGGGCGAGCCCUCCCCAUUUUAAUCGGUAAAUUUCAGGUUCAAGUUUUUAAAACCUGGAAUUUUUCAGUAAAGCUGAAUAAAACUGAUACCCAUUGGCUUUAUUCAAUUUUUUAAACCAAUUUGGCAGGGUUUUAAAAACCUGAACUUGAAAAUUUUCAGCUUUCUCUGCCACGGAUUCUUAAGUCCACAUGGCAGGGAGAACUGCAACUGAAUUCUGCGCUGGGCUGAGCCAAAUAGAAGAAGAAGAGUUGGUUUUAUACCCCCCUUUCUCUCCUGCAAGGAGACUUAAAGGGGCUUAAAAACUCCUUUCCCUUCCUCCCUCACAACAAAUACCCUGUGAGGUAG